Messenger RNA from Pecten maximus, 462 nucleotides. RefSeq lists its product as uncharacterized. The coding region runs from base 1 to 462 and encodes 153 amino acids. NCBI's taxonomy places the organism in Eukaryota, Metazoa, Mollusca, Bivalvia, Pectinida, Pectinidae. The transcript has a single exon. The record is from RefSeq and is a predicted model, not a curated record.
AUGCCUAAGAGAUUGGUCAUCGGAUGUGUGGACAGUGAUGCCUAUAGUGGACUCAUCACCAAGAAUCCUUUUCAUUUUAAAGAUUUUGAUAUUAAUUUUGUUGUCCUGAACGUGGAUGGCAAACAAGUCCCCACCAAGCCUUUGCAGCCAAAUUUCACUCAGAAACAUUACGUAAGAAGCUACAUGGGUCUGUUUAACACUACCGGCAAAACGUUUCGUGACGAGGGUAAUAACAUCUCAAAGGAUGAAUAUGGCACUGGUUUUACCCUGUUUGGAUUUGAUCUGACACCUGACCUUUCAGAAGUGGGCACAUUUCAUCUUAUAAAAAAGGGAAACUUGUCUUUGGAAGUGCAUUUCGGAACAGCCCUAGCCAAUACCAUCAACGUUGUGGUGUAUGCUGAAUUUGACAAUAUCAUAGAAAUAGAUCGUAACAGACAAAUUCUUUUUGAUUAUAGUGCAUGA